Carassius gibelio (silver crucian carp) is the source of this 8274-nucleotide messenger RNA. RefSeq names its product polypyrimidine tract-binding protein 3-like. The transcript has 14 exons. Gene Ontology annotation, cellular component: nucleus. The record is from RefSeq and is a predicted model, not a curated record. NCBI's taxonomy places the organism in Eukaryota, Metazoa, Chordata, Actinopteri, Cypriniformes, Cyprinidae. Gene Ontology annotation, biological process: mRNA processing; regulation of RNA splicing. Gene Ontology annotation, molecular function: mRNA binding. Bases 244 to 1806 code for a protein of 520 amino acids.
CUCUCGAACCCUCACUGUUCUCUUGAGCUCCUCUGUUUCACUCUUCCCUUCAUCCCACAUGCACUUCUCUCACUCUCCUCCUCCUUAUGCUGUCUCUCUCUAUCUCUUUCUGUCUGUCUGUCUCUUUAAUUCUCUCUCCCGUCGCUUAUGAACACAGGAAUACUCUGACUCUAUGCUGGAGAUGAGUUUAAGUGGGCAUCUGGAGAGCCUCCUGUUUCCGCCUCCUCGUGUUGCUUUACUACCAUGAGCAGUUCCACUCCAUCCACAGCUAAUGGCACUGACAGUAAAACAUAUAAAGGAGAACGAUCUCCUUGUGACCCCUCCCGUGUCCUCCAUAUCCGCAGAGUUCCCAUCGAAGUGUCCGAGGCAGAGGUCGUCUCACUAGGAGUUCCUUUCGGCAAAGUCACCAACCUGUUGUUGCUUAAAGGGAAAAACCAAGCUUUUAUAGAAAUGGCUUCUGAAGAAGCAGCUAUCACCAUGGUCAACUACUACACCACAGCCACACCCCAUGUCCGCAACCAGCCCGUCUACAUCCAGUAUUCCAACCACCGUGAGCUCAAGACUGAUAAUCUGCCCAAUCAGGGGAGGGCUCAGGCUGCUUUGCAAGCUGUCAAUGCAAUGCAUUCUGGGAAUAUGACUCUCUCUGGGACUGCGACAGCCAGUGAUGGUGGAUUGAUGCCGGGACAGAGUCCUGUGCUUCGUUUAAUAGUAGAGAAUCUCUACUACCCAGUGUCUCUAGAAGUGCUACACCAGAUCUUCUCAAAAUUUGGAACGGUCCUGAAGAUCAUUACCUUCACCAAGAACAACCAGUUCCAGGCCUUGCUUCAAUAUGCAGAUCCAAUGAACGCACAUCACGCCAAAGUGGCUUUGGAUGGGCAGAACAUCUACAACGGCUGCUGCACUCUGCGUGUUGAAUUCUCCAAGCUGACCAGUCUGAAUGUGAAAUACAACAACGACAAGAGCAGGGACUUCACACGUCUAGACCUGCCCUCAGGGGACGGACAGCCCACGCUGGACCCCUCCAUGCAGACCGCUUUUGGGGCUCCCGGGAUAAUUUCCUCUCCUUACCCCGGGGCGGCUGGUUUCGCCCCUGCUAUCGGUUUCCAUCAGGCAGGCUUGUCUAUGCAGAUGCCUGGUGCUCUGGGACCUCUCACCAUCCCUUCAUCAGCAAUGACAGGACGGAUGACCAUUCACGGCAUGGCCCCCACCGCCAUCCACUCUGUGCUCCUCGUCUCCAACCUCAACCCCGAAAGCAUUUCUCCACACGGGCUCUUCAUUUUAUUCGGAGUGUAUGGAGAUGUUCACAGAGUCAAGAUUCUGUUCAACAAGAAAGAGAAUGCCUUAAUACAGAUGGCAGACGCCACGCAAGCCCAGCUCGCCAUGAGCCAUUUGAACGGUCAGCGUCUUCAUGGUAAGGUGAUCCGUGUGACCAUCUCGAAGCACCAGACGGUGCAGCUCCCCAGGGAGGGUCAGGAGGACCAGGGCCUGACCAAAGACUUCAGUGGGAGCCCGCUGCACCGCUUCAAAAAGCCCGGCUCCAAGAACUUCCAGAACAUCUUCCCUCCCUCCGCCACCCUGCACCUCUCAAACAUCCCUCCCUCCACUACGGAUGAUUUUCUGAAAGACCUGUUUGCCAGUUCUGGAUACACAGUCAAGGCCUUCAAGUUUUUCCAGAAGGACCGCAAGAUGGCGCUGAUCCAGCUGGGUUCGGUGGAAGAAGCCAUCCAGGCUCUUAUUGACCUCCACAACCACGACCUGGGAGAAAACCACCAUCUGCGAGUGUCCUUCUCCAAAUCCACCAUCUAGCAGCGCCUUCACUACAAACACACCCUUUCCCCAUCCUCCCCGUUCCAGCCCUUCAACCUUCAGCAGUCUGACUGUUUCGUUCAGAGAAAAAGACUGGCUGACAAACUCAACAAAAAAAAAAACAUUACAGAUAUUCCUGGGGUAGUUUUAGAGAUUUCCAAAAAGAAAAAAAAGAAAGAAAAAAAGCAAAUAAGAGACUACUGCAGAACCUUUAGACAGUCUUGAGAGUGAGUUUGUUUUACUCGCACAAAACCAGGGCUGGAGACACAUGGGAUAUCCAUGACAAUGUGACGUUUCUGGGAACCUCCGUGUGGAGGAAGAAGGACUCCCUCUUUAGUCGACUGGCGAGGACUUUGUUGAUGUGAAACGCGAACUUAGACGAUGUGAACAUUCUCAAAAAAGUCAAUAUUGAGGAGGAAGUUUCUUCACCGCACAUUUGCCGAUUACAUUGGAGACUGACGCUCCUGUAGCCCAAUGGCCUUGAUACCCCAGACCUAAGUGAGGGCAGAGUCUCCUCUGUGCCUCCCCCAAAAAACCAACACCUUCAUUCUCAUUGGCUGUUUCAACGGAGCGCCCCAUUUCCCGUGGGAUGUGUUGAACACACGGUCACUGUUUGAAUGUCACUGACGUCAUCAUCAAGGUGCUGCUGGAAAAAAUCAAAUCUGUAGCGACGGCCUCGACCAAUGGGCUUGUCCUUUUUCUUCAGAGUAGCAUUAAAACAAGAGUGCUAUGGAUUCAAGAAUGAGUGCAUUUAAAAUUUGCAGCUGUUUCGGCUUACAAACCUUUUGUUUCUCGGCACUUUGAUCGCUUUGAGUUGAAGACAGGCACCGUGGGGAAUGUUUGGCAUCCUCAUAUCUGUUUACUGUGCAAAGAUGUAUAGCCAGAUGGUAGAUAGUGAAUGGCGUGAUUUGUUUUUUUCUUGUUUAAUGAAAAUUUUAUAUUGGACAGACCGGCCUUUCGUGGGCUCUCUGCACCUGCAAUGCUGUCAAGAACUUGUUUGUGCAAUGGCGCGAUGUCAUUGUCCAGUCGAUCGGGUUCCUCUGAACCGGGGCGAACAUUUUCAAACAUUCUCGAUCAUUCCGGAAAACUUACGGCCAGCUGUCAACUUUACUGGAACGCUCCAAUCAGCAACGCCCAGCCUGAUAAUAGGCUCCGCCUCCUAAGUGAAAUUCCCAAUGUGAAUGGUAUAGCCCGUGAUCUCGAUGGGAAAUUGAUGAUUUCCUCCAUUCUGUUCCCCUUCUUGCUCUCAGUUGAGUCUUUUCCUUUCGUUCUUCAUGUUUUCCAUCUUUCCACACGGGCAGAAGGUUCUGUGCUCGUUACUCAGUUUUUUCACUCCUCUGCUCUGGUCACAGGUGUGAGAGUUUGAAGCCAUGGGCUCUGUAGAAACUGUAGUGAAGCCCAUUGAGUCACAGCAAAAAAAAGAGGGCGGCACUCUCUUUUGCCUUGCAGUCCCACACUAAAUGCCUCUGCAUCUGACCAAACCAAAUAUUUAAGCAAAGAAUCUGAAUGAUAUGGAGAUGCCAACUAGUUUCCAAAACCUAGCGAGUUCCUGCAUAGGCAGCUGCCUUCUAAUGCUGCAUAUUAAUUGCCAUGAAAGGCCACAAGGGACUAAUCUGAACUGACUGAUCUUCACAGGAAACCCGCCUCCAAUAGAGUCCAGGCCAGAAGUUUGCUUCGAGAGGUGGAGACGAUAAACUGAGUCUGGAUCAUUGGGAAGCUGAUAAUGCAGUAGAAAAUAAAAAGAACCCAUAGUUAUCUACGUUAGAUGUGGCACUAUUUCUGAUGUAAUCUGUGCUUUUGCACAACUUCUGACAAAAAGACUAAUGGACAAAUUUGGCUUUAUUUACUAUAGACAGUCUAGAAAUGUCGCAAUGCACUGCGACAAAUAUCACACACUAUGUAAAUGUAAAAAUACAUAGAAAGUGCUCAAUAUUUACUUGUGCUUUAUGUUUAUACACCGGUAUUGCAACAUUAGCUUAGCUACAUGCUAAUGUCAAACUCCUGAAUCGGUUGAUUUGGUUAAUUUUAGAGUAUUCGGCCUCAUACGAAACAUCAACACUGCAGUCAAAAUAAUACAUUUUUAAUCAAACAAUUUUUGUUUUCUGUAUUCAGGAAGUUUAUUCCUAAUCGACAUUUGCCUUGAUUCGCCCGCAAUAUUGAAUGAGCUUCCCAGUGCUUUCUGGGAAUGCCUUAUCCACAAAAGAUACAUGCAAUGCUGCCUUAGAUUUUGGCCAAAAUUAGAUAUCUUAGAAGGCUGGAACAGCCUUUGUGCUGGGAGCAUGCUUGUGAUGCCUUAAAAUGCUGUCUAAGUAGAUAGCUCACUGGGUUUUGGAACAUGGCAAUGGUGUGCACAUACAGAAGCUGAUUCUAUAUGUAAGCGCUUAGUUAGUACUAGUGUAUUAUUACCUGUUUUAUCAGGAUUCUUUCAUAUAUGAUGAUAUAUGAUGACUCCCUUGUGCGUACGAGCAAGGCACUGUCUCAUUUAGUGAAAAAUUGGCCUUAACAUUCCAAGGAAGGUCACCGAAGACCUGUUGAGUAGCAACUAAAGGGAGCAGCUUCUGUGCAUGUGCACUAAAUCCUCUUUUAAUGUCCGUUUGAGUCACAGUUAUGAAAUAAAUCAAGAAUGUUCAUGCAAGGCAAGGGACAGUGACUUUUUUUUGUCUUUGACUGAUGUCACCUGAAGCGAUUCGAAAGUUCGCUUUCACUUCUCAAAAGAAAUUGAAUUUUGUUGAAGUUUACAGUUUCAAAGCAAAACUAUUCAGGUCUAUAUAUCUUAAGGAUUGUCAAGAUUUUUUGAGAAAAAAAAAAGUUACUUAUUUUUGGUAAUUUGUUCUUUUUUAUGGAAGAGUAAAAAAAAAAAUCAAAUUUGAAACCUCAUCGGGUUUUUGUACCACUAUAAUCAUUCAAGAAAUCAUGGUGAAAAGUGAAAAAAAAACAAAAAAAAAAACAUUUACUGUGUAUUUACCUAAUUUCUUAUUACGUGCCUUAUUAUGUGUUCAUAAUCAAAUAGGUUUUAGAAAUUUUACCUAAAAUAUCGUAUGUACUAUUUUGUGGGAUUGGUGAGAGGGUUGAUUUAUUUUGAUCUUGAUUAAUUUUUUUUUUUUUUUUUUUUUUUUUUUUGUGUAGCUCUUAUAGAUGUGCAUUUUGUGGGGACUCAGUACCAUGUGGUCUUAAUAUGAUAUGAGAUGUAAGUUAUGAUGUAUGGUGCUGUGAAUGCUCUCAUUAGAAAAAUGAACGGUGAACUCAGCGAUGUUCAGAGCAUGCUGUGGGUCUCUAUUCUCCCUUGCUUUGUGUGUGUGUGUGUGUGUGUGCGUGCACGCGUGUUUGUGUGUGUGUGUGCGUGCGUGUGUGUACAUAUGUAUGCUAUAUCCGCGUACUAUUGUUACAUAAUUUUACAAAAAAAAAUUCCUCAAUCUCUGAUAUAAAUAUUUCACACUCAAAGACAGAGGUUGCUGUAAGCUUGCAUAUUGUUCUGAUUAAAUUGUAUGAAUUUGAGCUGUUAUGAGCACAUCUGUGAAGAUUUUAUUUUCUAUGUGAUCAUACUUUUUUUGCCAGAAUAAUGCUUAAAUGGGCAAAAAAAACAAACAUUAAAAGUAUCCACCCAAGUUAUUUCUAGAGAAGUGGUCGACCGAUAUAUCGGCCGAUAUUUGGCCUUUUUAUUUUUGUUUACCCGAUAUUUCAGACUUUUAUUUUGACGGCGUAUGGGACAUUUAUUCUUACAGCGCUGAGAACGUCAGUGCCUAAACGCACACAGCUCCUGUUCUCCAUCUUCGUUAGUUUACCGUCUCUGUUCAACAUUUCUGACUAAUAAAUUAUGACACAGUAGCAUACUAAACAGUAUUAUAGUGUUUGCUUUUCUAUUAUUGGUAACAGAAAAGCAAACACUAUAAUACUUCCUCAUCAAACAUCAGCAAAUACACAUUUAAUUUAAACUAAAGUCUUUUGAGUAUGCAGUACAUUUUACUAACCUUGCAAAAUGUAUUGCAUUCAGCUGUUAGAUCUUUUGAAUUCAAUUUGCAUUUGUUGACUGCAUAAAAAAAUUACCAUCUAAUUAAAAGUAUUUUUUUUACAGAUUUAAAUUUUUUUCAUAUUUAUUAUUUUUCAAAUUCAGUAAAUUUUAUGUAAAAUAAAUAUAAAUUAAAUUUUAGCAAUUGUUAUGCAUGUGUUUUUACAAUCUUUAAAUGAAAUAGUGUGGUGAUAUAUCGGCUUUAUAUCGGCCAUCAAAAAAAUCUAUAUGGGUCGACCACUAAUCUUGAGACUUGGAGGUGGGCUCUUUUUACUUUGGGCCAGUAAGUAACCACCUAGCAACCACCAGAUCACCCUAGUAACCGCAUAGCAACACAUUAAAAUCACUCUGAACAUCUCAGCAACCAUAUAGCAACAUUCUGGCAACCUCCCAUAAACCAUAAUGCAAUGCCGGUGAGUUUUUCCACAGGAAGGACCACUCAGAAAUCAAUAUCUGCCAGUGUGGACUAUAUCAUACAGUGUGAUCUGCUUGAUAUCAUCUCUGUUCUGUUUUUCUAAUAUGAUUACGAAACUCCUAAUACAUACGAUCAGUCUAAAUUUGUCUCGAAACGAACGCACAGAGACCCAGAAGCCCACAGCAUUCGCUCUAAGUGUUCAGGUCUGCCUUCAUCAUUUUGCUAUGGAGUGAUGCUGAUGUCUGAGACCUCCGCCUGUGUGUUUUGGAGUUGUGUCUUAUUUACUGUAUCUUGUUAUUGAUUUAUUUUAGGGUUUUGGCCUGUUUCGUUCUCGCUCUGUUGUGAUACUUUUUGUUCUUUUUUGGGGGGGUUUGUUGAUUUUCUUUAUUAAGAGUGUGAAAACUGGUUCAAGAUUGUUGUCUGUCACUCUGCCUCUUCACAAAAGCAGAUCUGGGUCUGUAACGUCCACCGAUGUGUGUGAACGGGGACGAGAGCGAUCGCUAGAGGUCAGGUCCGUCAGAAGCGCUCGGAAGCCGAAAUAUACAGUUGCGCAAGCAGAAAGUCGAUCUGCUUCCAGCUGCGAUGCUUUUUAUUUAUCAACAGGAGAAAAGCCAGACUCCAUAAACGUGUCACUGAAAUCACAAGAAGUCAUUCGUUUUUGUUUCUCGAAGCGUAACAUUUUCCAACCACGUCUUGACUCAGGCAACAACUUUCUGCUGUGUUGUAAGACAUUUUCUCGUCGAUAUCCGCGCUCACUCGAACAGUUACACACGUGUAUGGUUUUCUCCAGGUUUUUUACUGAAAAAGUCACAAAUAAUGCAGGACCAAAGUUUAUGUGCCUUUCAUCUAGCUUAUUUGUAACUUAUUUCCUGGCUGUAUAUCAGAAACCAACAAACGUCUUGUAUUUUCCACUCUCGAUCAUGUCUAUUCUGUUAGUUUCCCUCAGAAAGGUCAAGCCAUAUCCUUUCCCCCGUCAAACGAAACUCAUUUGCGAUUCUGAAUGUGUUACCAGGCCCUUAUGGAUUCAUUCGAACCGCCUUUCGCUUUCAGUAUUUCACGAACUGCUCCGGAUAGACACCACGAUCUGUAAAACCGAUAAGCAGUCACACUUUUUACUGAUAUCGUCAUUGAUUCCAUUAAAAAGCUUUACUCCGAAACAUACGAGAUCCUAACGACAAACCAACCACUGAAACCAAAGGACUUGAUUAAAUUGGAACUGAAGCAGCACUGUUCAGACUGAAAUAUUUUAUCGCUUUAUUACGAUGCAAUUGACCCUUACGAUCUAAACUUUAAAUUUCAGACAUAAUGCUUUCUAUUUUCUUCUCAUUACUAAAUUUAUGGGCUUUAAUUAUGCUAAUUAAACGGUCUAAUUUGCAUUAAAGGGAGGGGCUAGACUAAGUCAGUGUACUGAGGUGUCGCUCAAGCACAGCGCACAUACAGAAGUGCCCGAGUUGAUCUCAGGAUGCUUCGACACGCAAUGAUACACCUAAUUUAUAGUUUUUAUGAAUGUUUCACUACCAAAAGGAAACAAAUGCUGUACAUGUGUGUUCCCUUAUUGUUUUAUUUUAUUUAAUUUUUUAACCUGGCCAAAAAAUGGUUUCGGGGAACAAGAUACACACACACACACCAAUAUGAACUGGUUUUUAUAUUUAUGGAAGUUAACAUUAAAACACAAUUUGUCUUCUGUAUUUUGAUAUCAUACCAGUACCAGCUUUCAUUUGUAAAGCCGUUUAUGUGACUUGUGGGAAUUGGGGAGAGACAUGAGCGUAUCCAGUUUAUGAGUUUGAUGUAAUAAAUGCAAAUAGAAGAAACUAUUAAAGAAACAUAUUUUCUAAUUUUUGCAGUGCAUGAUUGAGUGGAGAUUUUCUUUUGUAUUUGUUUUUUUUUUGUAGAAAGCUUUUCUUUUUCUGUUUUGAAUGGCUUAUUAUUAUGCAUACUCAUUAUUAGAGUUAUUAUUCUUAUUAUUACCUACCCUGCUGACGUUUUUCCUAAUCAACUUUAAUUGUAGCAUGCCUUGAAUAAAUGUCAUGACAUCUGUACUUUCCUA